Messenger RNA from Meloidogyne enterolobii, 2637 nucleotides. NCBI's taxonomy places the organism in Eukaryota, Metazoa, Nematoda, Chromadorea, Rhabditida, Meloidogynidae. The record is from the annotation of a GenBank genome assembly.
UCUCUGAAAAAAAUUCGAUUGGACCCGGUCAGGUUCUGAACACUAAUUAUGACAAAUAUUUUGUUUAUUUUUUUUCUGUUUGUUUUUCGUUUUGUAAAUUAUUUUUUAAAUUUAUUUUUGUGAAUAUUAAAAAAUUUAAAUUUGUUAAAUUUUCACAAUAUUUUUAUAUUAUCUUGUUGUAAUAUUUUCGUAUAUAAUCCUUUUUUAGUCUGUUUUAGAGGAUUUUUAUGUUAUUCAAAACAAGAUAUUUUGUACUAUCUAAUUUUGGAUUUUAUUUGCGCUUUUUGACUGAUAUUGGUAGGUAAUUUAUAUAUUUGUUUAGGUGUGCUUUUAAGGGAAGGAGGGGAUUUUGGGUAGAUAUAUAGUGGUCAAAAUGGGCUAAAUAAUAGUAAAAGCCAAGUGAAAAUUGUUUUCAUUUUCUGUCAAAUGGGAAAUUAGAUCCCGGUUUAUUUUUAUAUUUUUUCUAAAAUUGUUGGCGACAGGAUAUUAACCAGUACUCCCAAGGUUUUCAGGCCUGGUUUGCCCCCUCCCCUCUGGUUUUCUGCUCCGGUUCGGCUGAUCGUCCGCCGACAAUGAUUGACCAGAUCGUUGUUUUCCUGACCUCUAGGUUAUUAAGGAAAAUUUUAGUGUUUGGUCAUUGGUCGACUCCAUGUUUUUUCGUAAAAAAGCGAAACAAAUAUUUUUAAACCCUUUUUAAUCCUCAGCUCUGCAGACAUUUUUCCCUAUUUCCCUCUUUCCGUGUUGACUUUUAAGCUGGUAAAUGCUCCCUUAGAUUAUUUUAGAGUAAAAUUGUAUAAAAUAAGUGCACCCAAUUUGUUGUUUCACUCAAUAUAUUUUUUUAAAAAAAUCUCCUUUGGGUGUAACAAAAAAGGAACACCUCUUCCUCUCUAAAAAUAAGGAAAAAGACAAGGGAGGGACCAUCUUUUUAAUAAAAGUGACAAUACCAUCGUCAUAGGUUGUCAAUAAACGUAAACAUAUUUUUGUUUUUUUCCGAAAAGGGUGAAAAAUAAAUUCGCGAUUUUUACUUUUUAAUUCGCAUGAAAUCCAGCAAAUGACAAAAAUUGGCGAUAAAACGGCUGUAGUUUAAAAAUUUUCGACGAAAAUGGCGAUAAAACGGCCUUAGUGAAAAAAUUUUUUGUCGAAAAAGAGUAUGGAAAAACGAGAGAUGCGAGGCAUAAAAACAAAUGUGAGCGUUAUUUUACCGUUUAAAUUUUGCGCGGCGUUAGUUAGACUUUUAUCCGGAUGGAUUUAAUUUUUCGAAUUUCCGUCCAUUGUUCCAUAAAAAUUGCGAGAUUUCUGCUUUAACCAAAGCCUUUGCGUGUUAAAGUUCAGUCUAAUAAACAAACAAUCUCCACGUCUUUUUUAAGCAUUUAAUACUCUUUUAGUUUUUAGGAAUUUUCCCCGCCUUUAUAAAAUGCAGGCAUUUUCUUUCUUUCCAAACAAAAACUAAAAAAGUGCUGUGUCCUACCAGUAUUUCCAGUGUUUCUUUUCCUUUUUGUAUAGCGGCUAGUUUUUUUAGAGAGUGGCACGCUAUGGGUUUUCCCUCUCUUUUUUUAGUUUUUGUGAUGGCAUUUUUAUCGUUCAUUGUUUUUCCUUUUUAGCUAGUUGAAUAGUUUUGCACUUUAAACAAUAAAAAAAUUUUUUAAAGCAUUUUUACAUUAUUUUUUAAAGAAUUCAUUCAAUUAUUAACUCAACACAAAAAUGGAACUUAAUUUUGAUUUGAGCUCCUUGUCAAUUCCUGGAUGUGUUUUGAAGUCACCACUUUCUAAACUCGAAAAUUCCAAAAUUCAGUGGGCACGAAAAGCGCGACAACAAUCUGAAUUUUUGCUUUUGAGUCGUGCAAUUGAUGAUUUGGCAAAGUUGUCUGCUGAGGCCCAAUCGAUUAAAAAGCCUGUCACGACAUUUGAGCGUUUUUUGGAUGCUCAGGAUGAACAGGCACUUUAUCUUCUCUGGAAAGACGAAAAAAUAAAUGGAUGUGGGGAAAUUGGUGAUGGAACUGUUGCUAAUGGAGAAAAGAAUGGAGAGAUUAAAAAUGGUGGUCAUGAAGAUUUGUUGGCUGUUUCACAAAAUGGAACUACUCCAAAAAAUGUUUUGCUUGGAUAUUUGAAGAUUGUUCGUGAUCGUCGUCUUUAUUUGGUAAAUGAACGCAGUCGUCGUUAUGUUCACACGCCUAUUUGUGUUUUGGAUUUUUACAUUCAUUCUUCUGUUCAGCAUCACGGUUGUGGACUUGAAUUGUUUAAUGGAAUGUUGAAGUCAGAGUCAACAACACCGCAGAAAUGUGCAUUUGACAAGCCAUCAUCUUCAUUACUUCACUUUUUGGAGAAGCAUUAUGGUCUUAAACACCCAAUUUGGCAACCAACAACUUUUGUUGUUUUUCCUGAAUUUUUUGAAGGAUUAAAGCCAGAAGAUGGAGGAAAGGAUGAAAUAAUUGACGAUCAUCAAAUGUCAGCAAUUGAGCGUAACAGGAAAAAUAUUAAUGAGCAUUAUAGUGGAUCACCACAGCAUUUACCAGUUCACGGACAGCGUAAUUUGACUUCUCAUUGUACUACUCAAUCAUCCAUGAAAGAUCAUAUUGGAGAAGACACUCCUCGUGGACGAAAGAAUACGAGGGAUUAUGGACAUCAAUCAUUGUGGUAG